This is a messenger RNA of Tetranychus urticae (two-spotted spider mite), 393 nucleotides long. The record is from RefSeq and is a predicted model, not a curated record. Lineage: Eukaryota; Metazoa; Arthropoda; Arachnida; Trombidiformes; Tetranychidae.
AUGUCGGACCCUGAUAUGGUCAAAAAAGUUGAAAUGAAAAAGUUAGAAACUCAAUUGAAAGGAGCUUGUUAUGACUUGGACUAUACUGUGAAAGCCGUCAAAUCCAUUCACAACAGCAAAGAUACUUUUGCGUCUAUCAAAGCUUUAUUGAAAGAUGCUUUUUUCUACAAACAACAAAUUGAUUAUGACAAUAAUGUAAGAUAUCGAGUUGCCAAUAGAGGAAACAACCAGAAAAGGCCUGCAGUUCAACGUUUUUCUGGAUCAUUUGAUAUUCCUUCAUUUAUAUCAUCUCAUUUACCAUCUUCACCAUCGACUUCUAUGAUGUCUUCCCUGGCUCGAGCUGAUUCCAUUCCUCAACCAAACUCACAAUCAUUUAACAGCAAAUCACCGUAG